Messenger RNA from Alosa sapidissima (American shad), 1119 nucleotides. It is a transcript of the gene mibp, whose product is annotated as muscle-specific beta 1 integrin binding protein. Gene Ontology annotation, cellular component: cytoplasm. Bases 198 to 803 code for a protein of 201 amino acids. NCBI's taxonomy places the organism in Eukaryota, Metazoa, Chordata, Actinopteri, Clupeiformes, Clupeidae. The record is from RefSeq and is a predicted model, not a curated record. The transcript has 8 exons.
CUGGAAUAUAGCUCGUGGUGUCUCGAAGGUAUCAAUGAACUGCUGCGUGGAAAGUUUAGAUAACGUUACCCAGGCUUUUAUAACGUUACAACGUCUGAAAGUUAGGUAGCGCUAGCUUAUCGUGGGGAUUUUGGUUAGUGUCCCUUUCAUUUUUAGUAACUACUGUUGUGGUGGUCUGUAACAAAACCGAUUUCAGGAUGAAGUACAUCAUAGGAAUUGGCGGUGUGACAAAUGGUGGCAAAACCACACUAACGAAAAGAUUGGUCAAUCUUUUACCUAACUGCUGUGUGAUCCAUCAAGAUGAUUUCUUCAAGCCACCGGAUCAAAUACAAGUCGGAGAGGACGGCUUUAGGCAAUGGGAUGUUAUUACAGCUUUGGAUAUGGAAGCCAUGGUCAACACUGUAAAAGGUUGGAUUGAGAAUCCGGUCAAGUUUGCCCGUUCCCACGGUGUGAGGCUAUCGCCUACAGCAGAGGUGGAAGAUCAAGAGGAGCAGACCCACAUACUGAUUGUGGAGGGUUUCCUUCUCUACAACUACAGGCCUUUGGUUGAUGUCUUCGACAAGUGUUACUACAUCAGCAUUCCAUAUGAAGAAUGCAAGAGGAGGAGAAGUACAAGACAGUACACUGUCCCAGACCCACCUGGUUUGUUUGAUGGCCACGUGUGGCCCAUGUACCUGAAACACAGGAAGGUGAUGGAGGAUGGCUGCUUGAACAUCGAAUAUCUGGAUGGCUUGAAGUCUAAAGAUGAAAUAUUCAACAUGGUGUUUGAAGACAUUCAGAAUACAUUGUUAAAUUGUUUAUAGUAACAACUCCAGAUCGCUGCCAUGUAUAGCUCUGUAAAUAGGAGGCAGUCUGAAGACAUUCUUGUGGAUGAUUUUUUUUCCCUUGCCCAUAAUUGUUUUGUAUAUAGUAUGAAGGAAUGGAUUUAAUUUAUCUUUUUUUGGAAAUUGAUUAGUUUUGUUUUUCUGUCACUUUCAUUUAUUACUUGAUUAUGUAAUGUUUUCUAAGACGUGUAAGUAGUUUAUUUGUGUAUUCAGCCAGGUUCCAUCCUGCCUACUUUGAAAGACCUUUUCCAAAUAAAUGAGUGUCACAAUUUUGUGAAUGCUCUCCAACACAAAA